Capronia coronata CBS 617.96 is the source of this 2184-nucleotide messenger RNA. RefSeq lists its product as uncharacterized. Gene Ontology annotation, cellular component: 90S preribosome; nucleus; nucleolus. Gene Ontology annotation, molecular function: protein binding. The transcript has a single exon. Bases 1 to 2184 code for a protein of 727 amino acids. Gene Ontology annotation, biological process: maturation of SSU-rRNA from tricistronic rRNA transcript (SSU-rRNA, 5.8S rRNA, LSU-rRNA). NCBI's taxonomy places the organism in Eukaryota, Fungi, Ascomycota, Eurotiomycetes, Chaetothyriales, Herpotrichiellaceae. The record is from RefSeq and is a predicted model, not a curated record.
AUGAGGAUCACCAACAGCACAGUGCCCGUGUACACGGUCGCGGGCACAGCGACCUCGCGAACCCUCCCCGAAUGGCUGCCAGAGAAGCAAAAGCGCAAGAAGGAUCCCGAAUAUGCGAAUCGUGUGGAACUGUUGCAGGACUUUGAGUUCGAAGAGGCUAGUCAAUGUGUUCGCAUCAGCGAAGAUGGCGAAUGGGUCAUGAGCACUGGCACCUACAAGCCACAAAUUCAUACACACUACCUGCCUAAUCUGGCGCUGUCCUGGGCCAGGCAUACUAAUACACUCAACAAGACCUUUCUCUUCCUCUCCUCUGACUACUCGAAAUCGGUCCAUCUCCAGGAGGAUCGCACCAUAGAAUUUCAUACGCCAGGUGGCUGUCAUGACUCUCUACGCAUUCCACGGUACGGUCGCGACCUGGCAUAUGACAGGGGUAACACCGAGCUACUAGUUCCCACGGUCGGAGUGAACUCUAAUGGAAUGGGAGAAGUGUUCAGGAUCAACCUGGAGCAGGGUCGCUUUAUGAGCGCGUUUGAGGUGGACGUUGGCGGAGAUGACAUGGACUCUGUGGGUGGCGGGGCCUUGCAAGGAGGGAUUCGAGCAGGCAGCGUGAAUGUUGCAGCAGUGGCCGAAGGCAGCCAUAACCUUUUGGCCUUCGGAACUUCACUGGGGACAGUGGAGUAUUGGGACACCAGGUCCAGGGCGCGAGUGGCCACUCUCGCAAUGCCCGCGGAUUACGAAGGGCGGCCUGAAGUCACAGCACUUGACUUUCAUCGGUCAGGCAUCAGCCACGCGGUGGGAACAUCGUCCGGCCUGGUAUAUCUCUACGAUCUUCGGUCCCCGGUUCCAACUUUGAAAAAGGAUCAAGGCUACGGCUAUCCCAUCCACUAUGUUCAGUACCUGACCCAAUCAAGCGCAACCCGAGCUUCCACCUCCGAGCCGAAGGUGGCUUCUGCCGAUCGACGGAUAUUGAAGCUCUGGGAUGAGCGAGACGGCACGCCAUGGACGUCCGUGGAGCCUGCUGUUGAUAUCAAUUGCGUGGCGUGGUGCAAAGACAGUGGGAUGUUCUUAACAGCCAAUGAAGGUCGACAACAACAUGCUUUCUUCAUUCCUCAGCUUGGCCCUGCCCCAAGGUGGUGCUCAUUCCUCGACAACGUGGUUGAAGAAAUGGCCGACGACCCCAACGAUCCGUACGCGUUCUCCAAGACCAAAGUCGGCGAAGUUUAUGACAACUACAAGUUUCUCACUCCGGCCCAGCUUCGCAUGCUCAACUUGGAUCAUCUGGUCGGGAAGACCAACCUUCUGCGCCCCUACAUGCAUGGUUUCUUCGUUGCCCAAGGUCUAUACGAGGAAGCCAGGCUUAUUGCAAACCCCACCAGCUGGGAAGAGGAACGGGCCAAGCGUGUGCAAGAGAGGAUUGACAAAGAACGGGAGAGCCGGAUCAGAGGGAAGAAGAAGAUCACGGCCAAAGUCAACCGCAAGUUGGUUGAGAAGAUCCUUGAACGCGAGGAGAAGAACGAGAGACGGCGAGCACAACGAGUUCUGGCCCAGGGUGGUGACGAGAACGCUGCUCUGGAGGCUGCCCAAGCCGGAACUGCUCAGAAUGAGGAGAAGGGUCUGCUUGCAGAUUCUCGUUUCGCGAAAUUGUUCCGAGAUGAAGACUUUGCGGUCGAUGAAGCUUCCAGAGAGUUCCAACAACUCAACGCCUCAACCAAAGUGGCUCCGCCAUCCAAUCUCGACCGCGAAAAGGGUCUUACUGCCGUCGAAGAAGAGGCAAUUGAUGAAGUCCCUCGGUCGAGCGAUGAGGACACCUCGGAUGAUGAUGCAGCUGGACCAAACCGUUACAGAACCACUGAGCGGAUUUCCACGGCCGACUACAAACGCCGGCCCACUAAGCAAGAAAGGAGACGAGAACAGAUGCAAGUGCGAGUUUCGUCAUCAGGAUCGAAGGCUGGCCCCAAGCCAUCAUAUGACCGGUCUUUUGGAUCUCGGGCUGAAAAUAUGCAACCAGUUCAACGAACGAAGAGGGGUACUGGCUUCGGCGGCGCCGUAGGUGACAAGGUGAUCACCUUUGAACCGGGCAGUAAGAAGUCCAAAUCAGCAGAACGAUUCGACAACGGCUCCAAGAACUCUUCCCGGUAUCAAGAUCGAAGGAGCGCAUCUGGUAACACCUUCCGGCGAAUGUGA